AUGUGGCAAGCUUCGAUCCCGUUCAAGUGCUGGGAAGCAUGCAUGUGCAAGUCAUUUGGUGCGACGCUGACAUGCCCUGCCCUCAAGUGGCUCGGCAAACUUGAACCAGGUAGUAUAACUAGUUUUUCUAUGUUAGUUAACAAAUUCUAUUCCCAUUUUGAAAGUAGCAGGCAGUUUGACAAGCAGACGAGCGAUCUGUAUCGAAUAGUCCAGGGUCCUAAGGAGACCAUCAGAGCUUAUUGGUCUCGGUUCAACAAAGAAAACGUCUCAAUCAAGAAUGUUGACAAUAGGACUGCCAUUGAAGCCUUCCUUCGCGGACUGCAUACGGACUCGGAUUUGUAUAAAGAUAUGGUCAAAUAUCCAUGCUCAACGUUCGAAGAAGUCCAGACCAGAGCCGUGGCUCAAAUGCGCUUCGACGACAAGCCAAAAUCAGAGAAAGAUAUGAGCAAAUGGUGCGAGUUCCAUAGCGAUCAUGGCCAUAAGACAGAAGACUGCUAUGCCUUGCGAAGAGAAGUUGCCUUCCAGCUGAAGAGAGGCAACCUCAAGCAUCUAUUAGGGAAGAAGAAAAGCAAUGACGCAGGUCGCCGCGAGCCCAAAAAGACGACGACAGCUGGACCUCCCAAGCCCCCUGUACCUAAGGUAAUAGUUAAUGUUAUCACUGGUGGUUCCGAUAUUUGUGGACUAACCUACUAUGCAGCAAAAAGGAUCGCAAAGUCGAUGAUAGAAAAUGCAGAUGUCCCGGACGAGAUUAGAGACCCCCUGGAAAAGAAGCUAGAAGCGAUGUCGAUUACUUUCGAUGACGACGACGUCAAUAAGAUCAACAGAGAGCAUGAAGACUCUUUGGUAAUUUCUUUGAUCGUCAGGAAUUGUCUGCUUUGA
Molecule: messenger RNA, 879 nt
Organism: Chenopodium quinoa (quinoa)
Lineage: Eukaryota; Viridiplantae; Streptophyta; Magnoliopsida; Caryophyllales; Amaranthaceae
Exons: 1
Coding region: 1-879 (292 amino acids)
Source: RefSeq, a predicted model, not a curated record